This is a messenger RNA of Asparagus officinalis (garden asparagus), 1236 nucleotides long. RefSeq names its product trihelix transcription factor ASIL1-like. Lineage: Eukaryota; Viridiplantae; Streptophyta; Magnoliopsida; Asparagales; Asparagaceae. Gene Ontology annotation, cellular component: nucleus. Gene Ontology annotation, molecular function: transcription cis-regulatory region binding. The transcript is spliced from 2 exons. The record is from RefSeq and is a predicted model, not a curated record. The coding region runs from base 353 to 793 and encodes 146 amino acids.
UUAUCAAAACAAAAAGGCCAGCGCUACCUCCAUCUCAACCGCGGGAACCUCCGCCAGAGCGACUGGUCGGAGGUCGCCGACGCCGUCAACGACCGCUAGGAUCUCCUCGGCCGACCGAGGAGGACCGACGUCCAGUGCAGGAACAGGAUCGACACGGUGAAGAAGAAGUACAAGCUUGAGAAGUCGAAGCCCCCGGGGACCUCUCAGUGGCCUCUCUUUGAUAAGUUCGAUGCUUUCAUGGGCCCCAGCUCGUCGUCCGCGGGCAAGAGAUCGCCGGUGAUCUCUCCGCCUCGGCGUCCGAGGCUGAUGUUUACGGUUAAGCCCCGAAAACCUAACCCUAGUUCUAGCUCUAAUGUGGGUGGAUUUUCGGGUGGAUCUUGGAGGUUUGGGCCACAGGAGUCGUCUAGUGAGAGCUCUGUUAGGCGAGAAUGACAAAGAGUUGGAUGGUGAUGAGGGGGAGGAUCGAGGGGGUGAGAAGAGGAAAUGGGAGGGUUUGGUUGGAUGCGAGAGGGAGAGGGGAGGAGGAGGAGGAGGAGGAGAAAUGGGACAGCUUGCGAGGGCGAUUGUGAAUUUUGCGGGGGUUUACGAGAGGGUGGAGAGUGCGAAGCAGCAGCAGAUGAUGGAGCUGGAGAGGCACAGGAUGGAGUUUGUGAAGGAGUUGGAGUUGAAGAGGAUGAAGAUGUUUAUGGAGGUGCAGCUCGAGAUGGAGAGGAUGAAGAUGAAGCGGAGGAAGAAGAGCAGUUCUCGGUUAGGGAAGGGAAGCCGACGGUUGUUCGGUGCAGCUUCGAUCUGAGGAGAGGUGGACGGUGGCUGCUCGAGGGCGAAGAACGAUGGCUACUGUCGACGGUUGAGGGAGAGCAGGGAGGAGGGGACCGCAGGGUUGGGGUGGCGCUGGAUGUCGACGGGCGCCGUGAGGAGGUGCCUGGGAUGGCGGUGGCUGUUCGACGGUGGGCUGAGGGUGGCGUAACGACAACGUGGACGACAUGAUGGCGCGGGCGAAGGGCAGGACGUCGUCGGUGAGGCUGUUCGGAGGUGACGGAGAUCAGGGGGUCGUCGGGACUGUUGGAAGGUGGAGGGGAGUAGGGGUGUUGGCGAGUGGAGGCUGCUCGUUGUUGAAGGGGGGCAGGGAAGUCGGGACGAUGACGGCUUGAAGUGGGGCUUGCGGCCUGUAGAGAGAGUGAUGACGGGGAGAUGGGGUGGUGGCUGAUCGGAACGAUGGAGGAGAGGAGAGCAUAG